Messenger RNA from Haliotis rubra (blacklip abalone), 5631 nucleotides. Its product is annotated as ras-related protein Rab-32-like. Gene Ontology annotation, molecular function: GTPase activity; GTP binding. The coding region runs from base 367 to 1095 and encodes 242 amino acids. Gene Ontology annotation, cellular component: phagocytic vesicle; lysosome; Golgi apparatus. The transcript is spliced from 6 exons. The record is from RefSeq and is a predicted model, not a curated record. Lineage: Eukaryota; Metazoa; Mollusca; Gastropoda; Lepetellida; Haliotidae. Gene Ontology annotation, biological process: endosome to lysosome transport; phagosome-lysosome fusion.
UUGAUGACUGCAGAAUGAGGUGUUUUUAAUGAUGUGGCCAUUUUCACAUUCACGAGUGUAGCACAGACGAAUGUCCAAUUAGUCGUUUGUUCUCCGAGCCUUUGUAUUUAAUUUGAUGCUGUGACUGUUGAUGCCCAGGGUGUUUUUUGGUUGAGUGAUCCUAACCAAUCUCCUGUGCUUCAUGGUUGGUGUAGGUGACAGCUGUACAGAGAUCACCCUUCAUUUAGACUACUGGAACUCCGAGGUUGGGACUCUGGGCUGGUGUGGCAUGCCUGCUUUGAUGGUCAUAGUGAUGUUUGUGUGUGCAGCAUAUGCUUGAGGUGGAUGUUCAUUUUGUGUGCUCUAUGAUUAGUGUAGAGCAGGAGGAUGAGCUCAACUCUGACAACGGAGAGUGUGGAGUAUCGGCCCGAUGAGUCGGAUGCUGGACUUCGGUAUAGGAUGGACAAGGCUGGAGGAGGAGAAAAGAAGGAACACCUGUACAAGAUCCUGGUGAUCGGAGAGCUGGGCACUGGCAAGACCAGCAUCAUCAAACGAUAUGUUCAUCAGUUCUUCUCACAACACUACAGAGCUACAAUUGGUGUAGACUUUGCAUUGAAAGUGUUGAACUGGGAUGCAGAUACGCUGAUCCGGCUGCAGUUAUGGGAUAUUGCAGGCCAGGAGCGGUUCGGCAACAUGACCAGGGUGUAUUACAAGGAAGCAGUUGGAGCCUUUGUAGUGUUCGAUGUGACGCGGACGUCCACAUUCGAGGCAGUCACCAAGUGGAAGAAUGACCUUGACAGUAAAGUCCAGCUGCCAGAUGGAUCUCCAGUACCUUGUGUGUUGCUAGCUAACAAAUGUGACCAGGCAAAGGAGGGGCUAGUCAACAACGCGUCUCAGAUGGAUGACUUCUGUACAGAAAAGGGUUUUAUCGGCUGGUAUGAAACGUCAGCGAAAGAAAAUAUCAACAUUGAUGAGGCAGCUAGGUUUUUAGUAACUAAAAUUUUGAAGAAAGAUCAAGAAAUGAGGUUAGGAGAUGAUGACAAAGAUCGAGAGAAGAUCUCUCUCGAUGGACCUAAUUCACAAGGCAAGUCUGAGAAGAAAGCAACAUGCUGCUGACAGAGACCGGAAGUCAUGUGACACGGACCACAAGCCACCCACCAUGAGCUGUUGUCAUCUUGGUGCUCUGUGAAAUGCCAUUCCUCGUACAACUUAUCAUGACACUUCAUUCUGUCAUCCCACCAGAUGAAUUGAUAUCUUGAUAAGGUUUUAUCCCAUCCCUUGUAAGGGUGGACUCCUGUGUUAUACCUGACAGUGUUUGUGGCGGUCAUCUCAUGCCACAUUCUGUCAUCUGUGGGAAUCUAUCUUAUGUCUUCAUAAGUAUGCACUGUGAUGAUGUUCCCGGUAGAGUUAUCUACCUUUGGUAUAUUUGAACAUUUGAAUCACUGUCAUGCUACUCAUGCUUUUAUCAGACUUAAACAUGGAUGCUUGAUGUAAAACAUGUUAAAAACAAAUAUGCAACUCAAUUCUUGAUAGUGAUAACAAGUUAUGUCAUUCUAUUUAAAUAUACACUUGAGAUGUGAUAAGAAUCUGAUUUGGGAAUCAUGGAAAGAUAUCUAUAGGCCUAUCAAACGUGGAGUGCAUAGGAUGUUAUAAGACAAUAUGGCAUAUACCAUACAUGUUUCCUAAACUGUAGUUACAUAUUGAGGAGAGUAUCAAAUCAUAGUUAAUUCUAGUUCCGCAUUCUGUUGGAUUGACUUUGUUCCUGGCAUUAAGAACAUUGUUUGAUAACAGAAGACUGGGUUGACAUGGAUUUCGUCUCCAUUAUUCCUUCUUUCUUUUGUGUAGCAUUUCUGUACAGGAGCUAAUAUAUGUCCCGCAAGUUAUAUCUGUACAGAGAAUGCUGCAUUCAAAGACUAAGGAAGUUGAUAUCCGUUAGCAAGCCCAUCUUCAACGAUACCACAGCUUCUAAAUGCGGCUCACAGACCCUAGUUAUUGUUCUGUGUGAUUGUUCUGUGCCUAGAACCUAGAUUUCACAUGUGCAAGUAAAGUUGUAAGUGUCUGUGUUUGAGUAAUCAUCAGCUGUUGAAGCUCAGGAACCACUGACUAUGUUUAUACUGAGGUGGGUUUGAGUCAGUGGUAUUUUCCAGUUCGAAGUUUAAAGACGGUGAUGAGUAAACUGUCGUACAUUGUGCUCUUAGGAAUAGAUGUGCUCUUAGGAAUAGAACCGUGACUGCCUGCAUGAGAAACUAACACUUCCUGUCAGCCUAAUGCCAUUUCAGGGUGUGUCAUAAGACAACCAGAGAGGGAAUGUCUAACAAUUUUAGAGUUGCUACAGUUUUAGAUAUUUUCAAUCUCAUUAAAAUAAGAUCUUUGUUCUCACUACUGCUACACAAAGAUCUUAGGUCAUUCCUCUACAGGUUACAUCAGAAUGGUUCUUCACAAGCUUUGUCCACUUUACGACACUAAUUGUUUUACUCCCAUGUUAGAAGUUGUCAAUAAUGAAGUUUAAAAUUUUAUGGAUAUCAGCUUCUUGUUUAUUGCAUAGAGCAACAUUUUUUGUUAAUCUGUUAUCAAGGUAAUAUGACAGGGUAAGGAAUUCCACCAAGACAUUGCACUGUGCAAUAAACAAGACAGUGUUAUCCAUAAAAUCAUAACUGACAAACUACAACAUGGAUGAGAUGACAAGUAGAAGUCCCAUGAUUUUGACAGAAAUAGAUGCACAGACCACAAUGGUUGCUCAGAAUACCCUGUGUUAAUGGUUUGUGAUUGUAUAAUUGGGGAACACAUUCCCAGUCAAUUCCCAAUCAGGGGUGGUGGCGCCAGCCUAGUGGUUAAAGCCUUGGCUCGUCACUCUGAAGACCCGGGUUAGAUUCCCCAUAUGGGUACAAUGUGUGAAACCCAUUUCUGGUGUGCCCCGCCGUGAUAUUGCUGGAAUAUUGCUAAAAGCGGCGUGCACCUAAACUCACAUCCUCAAUUCCCAAUCCUUUUUCAUGCAAGGCUCUGAUUGGUCAGAUGAAAGAUUGUUCUGACAUAUCCUCUAAUGGGAAUGUCUCAGGUUUUUGGUUAGCAGCUGUGAGAACUAAUGCUCAUAUUUUGAUGAGAUCGAUAUUUUAAUAUUUGGUUUACAAUGCUUUUUCAAAUGUUCAUGCUUAUCAAAGAAAUGAAAUAUGAGUAGAACAAAACUUUUUUGGAUUCUUCAUGUAAUAUUCAUGAUAUCAUGGUUCAACAAUUAUUAAGUUGAGUGUUCACUUUUAAAUCAAUAUUCUCUUAUUGCGUUUAUGGUCCAUUAUGCAAUUACUGAUGAAAGGAGCAGUUUCUUCAGAAUGAUUGUCACUGUAACAAUGUUUUAUCAUUUUCAUAUCAGACUUUUAAUUUAACAAGUUAUUAGCCUAGUUUGACGAGCUGUCAAACAAGCAAUUUGAUUAUUGAUUAAUAUUUAUUUGAUAUUUGUUAGAUAUUUGUUAGAUAUUUGCUGUUUGUACAAGAGAUGAGUCCAACAGACAGAACUGCGCGUCUGCUCCACAUGACCAGGUUCUGUGUUAUGCAUGCUGUGUAAAUACUUUGUAUUUUGUCAAACCAGCCAACGAAUACCACGGCUAUUUUUAUAAUAUCUCAGUCAUACUAUGUUACCCUCAACAUUUUGCCACACUUACUGUAACCUUUGAAGAGUCUUUAUUGAAAUAUUUUAAGGAAUUCUCAAUUUUUAAGCUCAUAUUAACUAACUGUUUAUAAGGAAGACUCAGUCUGAUGUGUAAUUGCUAGCUAAGAGGGAUUGCUAGACUGAAAUUCAGUGCCAAUUUUGUAGUGCCACCAUGAUACUCUGAAUUAAGGUAUCCAAGGUCAGGCCAACAACAGGGUUUAUCACCUCAGGACCAAAUACUUCUUCCAAAUCUAAGUCCCUGGCUAAGAUAGGAAAAUAUGCAAACACAGAAAAGGUUUUACCGAAAGUACAGUUAAACACUAAUGGCUAACACCAACCAAACAUUCUGAAAUACAUUUGAGUGGACCCAUGUGUCUUCUAACUUCACAUUUCUAACAAAGCUAACACUCGCGUUCCAGGUGUUUUGAAACAUCCACGAGGUGUGAUCACUUAAAGUUUAUUUCUAAAUUUAAUCCACUGGGUUAGAACAGUAUCUUAUCUUCUUUUAAUCCCUAGGGCGAUGAUAUGGAGGGGCUAGGAUAUUGCAUUCCUUGUACUGUUUGCAGUCAUUCAUUGUUAGUGCAAUGAUGAAAAUGUCCACUUAAAAUCCUUUGAGCAACACUGAUACCAUUCUUGGUGUCCCUGCUAUGGGUGCAUGCUGCUAGUAAGAAGUCAAACAAUGCUCACACACAAAUGGGAUUGGAAUUUCAUUAUCAUGUGUGAUGGUUCAAAUCCACAUGCGAACCUUAAUGGAGAGUCACGAUGACGUUAUCAUGUAUGGAUGAAGGUGGACAUCAGUUUUAAACUGUGCCCACACUGUUCAUCCUUUAGACCCCGAGUUUACCCUGUGUUCUGUGGACUGUAUGAAGACAUUGGUUAUGGUUCCUGGAAGCAAGGAUCGGCAUUCAAUGUAUUGACAGGAUUGAGUUCCCAGGGGUUAGAAGAUUCUAAGAGUGUUUUAGUUUAGUUUUCUUUUUUCUGUGUUUUAACUGGCUGCAGUUCCAGAGCAUUUCACUACAAAAUGAUAGAAUCUACAAACAGCGAGACAUUUCUCUUAUUCCUGGAGAUAUUUUAAAUACAGUAUGCUACACUGAGAGAUUCCUGAGUAUCCUACACACAGUACUUUGAAGAGUAUUUUAGUGAAAUUGAUAGUUUUUUUACGCUGAUGUUGAAAACUAUGUAGCAUUUCUAGCUUAUAAGAGGAAUAUGUGAGCAUGAAGCUUUGAAAAUGUAACCUGCAGAAUGUCAUAUUAUUAUUAUUUUGUCUUGGAGCAGUUGAGCUGUGUCUUCCUGGUGUGAGUGGCUACAGGGGAACCAAGAAUAUAUUUUUAGCCUAAUUGUUCAUGUACAUAUAUUUGCUAUGACACUGUAAAUACACGAUUUUCAAUCCGAUAUUCAGCAAAAAUGAUUCUUGGUAUGUAGGCGGAGCUCUGUGAGUGAGUAAGCUGUUUAACCCGGAAAAUUAAACUGGGAAUGGUACUAUCCUUUAAAAAACACCUUUUCACUGUACACAUGUUGAUGGUGAUAUCUAAUGCUCAAAAGGCUCCUUUUUUCACUGGUAUGUUGAUUAUAAGGAUUUGUUGCUUGUGUGUCUACAAAUGUUCAGUUCAUUCUAACAAGGCAGCCAUUCACUACUCUCCUGAAAUGAAUUUCGUUUUUGACCUGACAGAAGGGAUGAAAAUCUAAUUAUUGUGUCCUUCAUAUAGUUAUUUAUAAAUAUGAUUGAUUUGAAAAUUGUAAGACAUAAUAGUAUGUAUAUGUUGAUUAUUCCUUGUUCAUGAUUAUUCUGUUUAUGCUUUGCAAUAACUCAGGUCUUUUGACACUAGUUUGGCUAGAUGGUCAGAGACAAGCAGCCAAUCAAAAAGCUUGUAACAAAACUACUGUGGUGUAAAGAAAUUGUAUUAUAUUAAAUGAUAGAUAGAGAGUAUAUGUAUUGUUUGAUAGUUUUUCUAAGUAUAUAUCAUCUAAUCAUACUUGAUAUAGUUACUGAAAUAAAUGAGCAUAGUUUUCAA